This is a messenger RNA of Ictalurus punctatus (channel catfish), 2670 nucleotides long. Its product is annotated as transmembrane protein 125. The coding region runs from base 867 to 1535 and encodes 222 amino acids. NCBI's taxonomy places the organism in Eukaryota, Metazoa, Chordata, Actinopteri, Siluriformes, Ictaluridae. The transcript is spliced from 3 exons. The record is from RefSeq and is a predicted model, not a curated record.
AAUACCUGUACUAUUCGAGCUAGCUUUGGAGUCGACUCCCGAAUCCCAACUACCUGAAACAGGAGAGUCGACUCUUUGUGUGGAUCGACUCAUAGGCACUUCUAAGGUGCGAUAUAAGGCAGCUUUUUUUUUUUUUUUUAAACCUUUAUCUAGCCUACCUUUGGACCCGGACUUCGGAUACACAGAGAGAAAGAGAGAGAGAGAGAAAGAGAGCGAGUGCGAGAGAGAGAGAGAGAGAGCGAGAGCGAGAGCGAGCGAGAGAAUGGAUCACCUGCCCUGCUGUUCACCCAGAGAGAGCAGCAGAACCUAUUUCAGUGUCGACGCAGAGAGAAGUUGCUGAUUUUUCUCCUCAGGUCUGUCCGGUUUUAAGCCAUGGAGGUGUGGAGAAGCUGGGUUGAAGAGGGGUUGUGUGAUUGAGGAGCGGAAAUGGAGGCUACUGCGUUAUUACAGGACAGUGAGAAGUUAACCUCAUCCAGGCCUAGACAAAGACACAGAAUCUCACUUCACAGUCUGUGUCCUGCAACCAGCCUGGGGAGAAACAAGGCAUCAGCUGUUGCUCGCUGACUACAGUGAAGAAAAAAAGUGUUCUUUGUGAAUGCUUCCUAUUCAGAGACGUCUCCCGUAGCAUUACAGAGCCUGACACCAAAGAAUACUGCUUUACUCUGGAUCAGACUGUGAACCCAGGCUGCCUUGAUGUUUGGCAUGAAUCAAGCCGGAAGGGUGCAGCUCUGUUUGCUUUUUUUCCAAUAUUUUUAUUAACUGUUCAGAAAAUCAAGAGGAUAUUUAAUCAAGGUUGAAUACACAGAUUUUGCUCUCUGUCCCUACCCUGACAUUGGCGGCAUUCCAGUCCCCUCAUUACAAACAACAUGUCGGAGCUAGACGCUACUCCUCCUCCGCAAGGCUUCCACCAAGCCGAUCCGUCCCGUAUUCAGCAGGAUAUCCUGGAGGAGCAGGUGGAGCUGUGGUGGUUCAGCGAGCCGCGGAAGUCUCUGAUGUGUUACUGCGCCUCUGUGGCCUUGGUGGUGGGCUGCGGCGUGGGUGGCGUCGGCCUGUUGUCCAGCACCACCAGCCUGUCGAGCGAGUGGCGUCUGGGCACGGGCACGGCACUGUGCAUGCUGGCAUUAGCCGUGGUGCUCAAGCAGCUGCUCAGCUCAGCCGUACAGGACAUGAACUGCGUGCGCAGCCGUCACCGCGUAGACGUCCUGAAAAGCGGAGGAUUGUCUGACGUACUGGUCGUGCUCCUCACUGGACUUUCCUUGCUCAUCUGCGGAGCUGUGCUGCUCAACGUAGCUCUGGGAUACCACAUGCCCAAACCGGGCCAGGCUCUCAAUGAUAUGUUUAUAUCAGGAGUGGUGUUAUUGGCAGGUGGAGGGUUCACGGUGGUGGCUGUCACCAUUUACUCAAUCGUGGUUUUCCACUUGGUGAGGGUCAGACCCGAGAGGAGCUUGAGAGACAGGAUGCUGGGAAUUUUCACUGUAUCGGGACAGAUGCGUAUCCGACGAGAUACAACGUCAAGCCUGGCACAACUCAUAUGACUGGAAUUCUAUAUAUUUUAUAUAUAUGGCUUGGGCAAAAGUACAGAAUCUAUGAAGAACUUGGGUUGUGAAAUGUUUAAAUCUUUAUUUUCCUCAGAAACUACACUCCAGAAGAGGCGAUCGAUAAAGACGCACAGCCCCUAGUGAACAUUUUGCACAGUUGAUUGAUGAAUGUAUAAAACUCCAGCAGUGAUGGUACAAAAUACAUACUGUAUUAUCUGUUUUAUUGCGCAUGCUUGUACUGGUCUCACUGUGCUCUGAAAACACGGCUGGGUCGGCCUUACUCCCAAACCCAAAGCCUUUUCUUGUUCUGGACCAUCAAGUUUUACACAGACCGAUGAAACUAUGAAUCAUUUUUUUUUUUUUUUUUAGAUAAAACAUGUUGGCUCCUCACAGCACAACCGUCGCCUUCCAAACAUGUAAAUGAGCUUCACCAAACAUCAAUUCACCAUCUGUGGGGAAUUGACUGUGUGUCCUUCACACAUUUAUUUAUGUGGGCGAACAGGCGUGUCCCAAAUGGAGAUCCAUCUGGACCUUGCUUGUCAGAGCUGUUUAAUGUGUGUUAGAACGCGUCAUCCGUGUCGGUUUGCAUGUUUGUGAUUUCAUACCGUGACCUCUCUGCGGCUCGGCGAGAGCAGUCCACACUAUCGAUCAGAUAAAACCAGCUCUCCACCCAGAAAGAGAGCGAAGACGCUGACUGUAUCUCAUUGUAUCUUAAAUUACAGCUGUUUAUUAUUAUCGACGUUGUUUCAUAUACCAUAAGCACAUUUAUAACCCUAAAAGUAAAACUUUAUUGCAUACAGUAACUCUUACAGUAAAAUAUGGAGGUCUGAUUAAAAAGUGUUCUCAAAGAUUUUUUAUUUUAAAGCCAAAAAUGUAAUAUGCUAUUGCAUUAUGGGACAUUUUAUUACAUAAUCAGAAUGUCAUUAUAUCAUAUGGCUUGAUUUAGAGGGAUUGAGUGCGAAUUAAAAUUUACCAAAACAUUUUGUUUGAAAAAACAAACAAACAUAAAUUGUUGUUAAAUAUGAAGAAUUCUAAAGAAUUACGUGUGCUAAAUGUUAAUAUUAUGAUGAAUAUGAUAUACAGUGUUGAAUCUUUAGGCAUUAUUAAAAUAAAUUCAUUUUAUUCUUCUCAA